This is a messenger RNA of Aureococcus anophagefferens, 2013 nucleotides long. RefSeq names its product expressed protein. NCBI's taxonomy places the organism in Eukaryota, Pelagophyceae, Pelagomonadales, Pelagomonadaceae. The record is from RefSeq and is a predicted model, not a curated record. Gene Ontology annotation, molecular function: DNA binding; DNA-binding transcription factor activity. The transcript has a single exon. Gene Ontology annotation, biological process: regulation of DNA-templated transcription. Bases 1 to 2013 code for a protein of 670 amino acids.
AUGGAGCGCGUGGACAUCGUCUUCCGCGCCCAGAAGCUCGGCAUCGACAUCACCUACGACGGCGGCCGCCAGGCGGUCGUCGUCGAGCAUUUCGAAAAGGGCGGCGCGACGCUCGACAGCGCGACGCUCGUCGCCGUCAACGGCGACGCCGUGGGCCCCCUGGACCGCGACGCGUUCCUCGCCCUCGCCCAGCGGCUCCAGUCCGAGCCGCGGCCCAUGACGCUCGGCUUCUCGCAGCCGCGGCGCGUCGACGUGACGCCCACGUUCGCCGUCGGCGACCGCGUCCGCGCGCGCUUCCGCCGGGGCCGCAAGUACUUCCCCGGCGUCGUGCGCGCCGUGCGCGGCGCCUACGACGUCGUCUACGACAUCGCCUACGACGACGGCGACGAGGACAGGGACCUCGAGGCGGAUUUCGUGAAGGCGCCCAAGGAGCCGGCGGCGCCGCCGGAGGACGCGCGGCCGCGGCUCACCGCCGCCCUCGACGCGCUCCGCACGAAGCUCGGCGAGCGCGCGGCGGCCGUCGACGACGCGGCGGUCCUCGCGUACGCCGCGGGCCUGGGCGACGACGACGCGGCGGCGCGCGCGGCGCGCGUCGCGGCGUUCCCCGCGGCGGCGUGCGCCGGCGCGGACGGCGCCUGGCUCCUGGCCCAGCUCUCGGGCCCCCAGACCGCGUCCUACGACGCCGCGGCGGGCAAGUGGACCGCCGUGCGCAAGUCCGCCGACGGCGUGUCCGAAUGGCUCGGCCACUUCGGCGACGAGGCGGCGGCGCGCGCCGCGGCCGCGGGCGCCGCGCCGCCGCCGCCGGACGACGGCGACGACCGGUCGCCGUCGCCCUGCAAGCCGCGGCGGCCCGCGCCGACGGACGAGCCGGAGACGAAGAAGCCGUCGCCGCCGAAGCCGGAGAAGAAGCCGUCGCCGCCGAAGCGGAAGGCGAAGGACGAGCCGGAGACGAAGAAGCCGUCGCCGCCGAAGCGGAAGGCGAAGCGGGUCGAGUCGCGCGGCGUCAACGAGCAGAAGGGCCGCUACCGCGCGACGCUCCACCACAAGGGCCAGACCCACCGCCUCGGGUCCUUCGCCGACGAGCGCUCCGCCGCCAAGGCCUACGACCGCGCGUGCCGGAAGCACGGCUGCCCCGAGAAGUGCAACGAGGUCGACGUCUGCGACGUCUGCGGCGAACCGACCGUCGACGAGCGCGGCGACGCGCUGCCCGACGUCGUGCUCUGCGACGCCUGCGACUGCGAGACGAAGCUCGCCUGCGCGGGGCUCGACGCCAUGCCCGAGGGCGCGUGGUACUGCCCGCACUGCGCGUCCGAGCGGGAGGCCGCCGGGGCCGCGGCCGCGCCCGCCGCCGCGCCGGUCGCCGCCGCGCCGGCGCCGCCGCCCGCCGAGGCCGAGGCGCCCGCGCCGGAGCCGCGCAGGGCCGACGCGCCGGAGAAGCGCAAGCGGCCGAAGACGCCCGAGGACCCGCUCGCGGCGCUCCUCGGCGGUCCCGCCGCGAAGAAGCGGCCGCGCGCGGCGCCCGCGGCCGCCGCGCCGGCCCCCGCGGCGUCGAAAGCGGCGAAGAAGGGCAAGAAGGGCGCGGAGGCCGCGCCGCCGGCGCAGCCGGCCUUCGACGAGACCGCGGGCUUCGCGCUCGGCCGGUCGCGCGGCGCGGGCGGCCGGCCGCUGAACCUCGGCAGCGUGCGGAGCGCCUGGGACGGCGCCGCGGCGCCGCCGCCCCGCGACCGGGACCGCGAGGCGCUCCUCGCGAACUUCGACGGCUGGCUCGAGCGCGAGCUCCACCCGGCCAAGGUCGGGCCCUACCGGGACGCGGUCCGCCGCUUCGCGCGCGGCGACACCUUCGACGGCCGCGGCGCGACCAUCGCGCUGCGGAGCCUGGACCAGGCCCUCGUCGACGAGCUGCGCCUCUGCCGCGACGACGACGCGGGGUCCGCGAAGGCCCACGGCGCGCCCCACGUGCCCAGCGAGGCGCUCGAGUUCCUCUGCGCGUUCGUCGCGACGGCGAGCGGGUAA